Messenger RNA from Aaosphaeria arxii CBS 175.79, 1572 nucleotides. RefSeq names its product subtilisin-like protein. Gene Ontology annotation, molecular function: serine-type endopeptidase activity. The record is from RefSeq and is a predicted model, not a curated record. Gene Ontology annotation, biological process: proteolysis. The transcript has 2 exons. Bases 82 to 1521 code for a protein of 479 amino acids. NCBI's taxonomy places the organism in Eukaryota, Fungi, Ascomycota, Dothideomycetes, Pleosporales.
UGAUCGCUUUUUACAUACGUUCUCUCUCACUAUACAUUCUUUACGAAAAUAGCACCAACCUCUCCUCAAAAUCUAUCAACUAUGAAGCUCUCCACCAGCCUUUUCGCCUUUCUCGCUUCCAUCACUGUGGUCUCUGCCGCCCAAAAUGAAGGCUAUAUAUCAAAAGAAACCAAAUCCAACGCUCAGCAGUUACCCCCUUCAAGGGACUUCAUUGCAAUGUACAACGUCACUUCCAGAGAUGCCGCUGAGCUGCGAAUCAAAGAAGUCAUCGAGAAGCUCGAGGCUAAGCUGCCCAAACACAAGCGAGGUUUGACCAACAUUCGAACUUUCAGCAACAAUCGCACAGCUGGUGCUGUUGUCAGUAAUCAUGGUCACGAGGGCUGUAUGGGGGCGGUUGCAGACAUUGCAGAAGUGGCCAUGGUUGAGGAAGCAGUUGACAUUCAGUCUUUCGUCACGCAGAAAAUCAACACCACUUGGGGUCUACAGCGCAUCUCCAACAGUGCCGGCGCAUCCGGUAACCCCGUGGCUCGUGACUACACUUACUCGUUCGAGGACGAACAACUUGGAGCUGGUGUUGAUAUUUAUGUCGUGGACACCGGUGUCCGCAAAUCACACGCUGUUUUCACGGGACGUGCACAGGAGGAUGAAUUUUCUUUUAACGUCACGGCCGCAGACGGCGAUGGACACGGUACUCAUUGUGCAGGCACAGCUGCAGGUGCUAGAUUUGGCGUUGCCCAGGGCGCCAAUGUCUUCGCAGUGAAAGUCCUAGGAGAUGAUGGAUCCGGUUCUUCUUCCGAUACUAUUCUUGGUAUUGAUUGGGUCAUCAACAACCACGAGAAGCGCAAGCAAGAGCUUGGAGAUAAGUUUGUUGGCUCAAUUAUGAGCAUGUCCUGGGGACUUCAAGGCACCGCUGAAGCCGUGGAUAGGAUUAUCCUUGGUGCUUCCGAGGCUGGAAUUCAUAUUUCGGUCGCUGCUGGCAAUGAUGGUACCGAUGCAUGCCUGUCAACACCCUCUCAUAACGGCGGCGCCAAUUCCAACGUCGUGACGGUGGGCUCAGUCAACAUUCAGAAUCAAGUUUCCGGGUUUUCUAACAUUGGUCCCUGUGUGGACAUUUACGCCCCUGGAGAGGAUAUCGUCUCGUCCUGGAAUACUGGAGACAACAUCAUCAACACCCUCUCGGGAACUUCCAUGGCCUGCCCUCACACUACGGGUGUCAUGGCCUACCUCAUGGCCCAAGACAAGAGCCUUGGCCAAAAUCCCGCCGCGCUAAAGGCAAAACUGCUCGAGACAGCACGGAAGAACGCUUUCGUGGGCAACACCGCUGGCAGUGCAAAUCUUCUCUUGAGCAAUGGUGUCGACGGUGGCGUCACUGCUCGUCGCUUGAUGAAGAAUUACGUUGUUCCUAAACGUGACGGCAAGAGGAGCGCCGGUGGAAGCUUCGCGAGCUGGGCCUCCAACGUCGUCAGGAGGGUCGAUGAGAAAUGGGAGCUUCAUUCCGCGGUCACACAAUUGCGCUUUUAGAUGCAGGUGAAAUGACACAAGAUUUUCAUGGUUUUAGGGCCCCUGUGCGUU